AUGCAGGUUAUUUUCAAAGACUUCAAAAAAGAGAAAAUUUCCAUCGAAAUCGAGCCCACGGACAGUGUCCUGUCAGGUAAGGAAAAGCUGGCAUCAAUAAAGAAUUGUGAUGCUGACCAGAUUAAGUUUGUUUAUUCCGGCAAAGUUUUACAAAAUGAUAAAACUUUUGAGUCUUUCAAAGUGAAAGAAGGGGAUCAAAUUAUUUUUAUGGUUUCGAAGGCAAAGAAAGUCUCAGAACCUGUUAAAGAGGAAACUUCAAGCUCAAAGAUCGAACAAACUCCAACUGCAAGUACGGCCACAGAAACGAGUGCAUCAAACACGAACACUUCUACUGAAGCAAAUGCAGGAACGGCAGAAACCGUGACGGAAUUCACAGCAUCAACAUUUGCACAAGGUAGCGUAAGAGAAACAGCAGUUCAAAAUAUAAUGGCAAUGGGUUUCGAAAGAGAACAGGUUGAAAGGGCAUUACGUGCUGCGUUUAACAAUCCAGACAGGGCAGUGGAAUAUUUGUUAUCGGACAUUCCAAUAAGCACUGAACCUUCUGCAGCUCCAGUAUCGGAUUCUGUUCCUGCUGCGGAAUCUACAGUUGACAGCACGGGUGAGACGGUUCCCGCAGCUGCAUCAACUACACCAAGUGAAGCGCCUUUAGUUAGUACACAGGGAAACUUGUUUGAUCAGGCAGCAUUGGCCUCUGAUGGUGCAGGACAAGGAGAAGUUGGCGGUUCUGAAGGCGACAUGAUGAGUCAAGUCAGAGACAUACUUCAGGCUCAACCAGAAAUGGCUGAAGUUGUGUUACAGCAAUUAGCAGCAUCCAAUCCACAAAUUGCUCAGUUGAUACAAACCAACCCAGAAGCAUUCCUUAGGUACAUUACUGAAGGUGACCAACAAGCACUGGCUCAAGCAUUGGGUGUUCCACCAGAAUAUAUAGAAGCUGCACAAAAUGAAGAAGAAGGGGCAGAAGCUGGCGAUUCAUACCAAAUACAAAUUACUCCAGAGGAAAAUGAUGCAAUAACCAGGUUAUGUGAAUUAGGUUUCGAUAGAAACUUGGUGAUUCAAGUUUAUUUCGCCUGUGAUAAAAACGAGGAGAUGGCAGCUAACUUGUUAUUCAACGAUCAUGCAGCAUGA
This is a messenger RNA of Pichia membranifaciens NRRL Y-2026, 1125 nucleotides long. RefSeq lists its product as hypothetical. NCBI's taxonomy places the organism in Eukaryota, Fungi, Ascomycota, Pichiomycetes, Pichiales, Pichiaceae. The transcript has a single exon. The record is from RefSeq and is a predicted model, not a curated record. Gene Ontology annotation, biological process: proteasome-mediated ubiquitin-dependent protein catabolic process; nucleotide-excision repair. Gene Ontology annotation, molecular function: damaged DNA binding; proteasome binding; polyubiquitin modification-dependent protein binding. Bases 1 to 1125 code for a protein of 374 amino acids. Gene Ontology annotation, cellular component: nucleoplasm; cytosol.